Molecule: messenger RNA, 4080 nt
Organism: Mya arenaria
Lineage: Eukaryota; Metazoa; Mollusca; Bivalvia; Myida; Myidae
Product: rotatin-like
Exons: 25
Coding region: 84-2741 (885 amino acids)
Biological process (GO): ciliary basal body organization; centriole-centriole cohesion; centriole replication
Cellular component (GO): ciliary basal body; centriole; centrosome
Source: RefSeq, a predicted model, not a curated record
GUUUCAAAACAAGUUCGGACAAAAACGUAACAUAACAUAAAAUAGGGAUUUCUACCUCUGACAGUCUCCAUUUGGAGUACUAAAUGGGGUCAACGUUAAGACAAGAUGUUGACUUCAAUGCUCUGUUCAAGAAGCUGGGUCACCAUCUGGAUGAGAUUCGUGUUCGAGCCUUGGAGAAUAUUCUUUCCAAGUUAGAGCACAAGCUUAUAUGUGACUCUGAUCUUGUCCAAGAACGCCACUUGUUUAUUCGCCUCCUUGAAUGGUUCAACUACCCGAAAUCUUCCCGGCAUUCAGAUGUCCUCAAUCUACUCUGCAGGCUUUCAGAGCACACAUCUGGUGCAGAAACCUUACAAGACAUUGGUGCUAUUGAGUUUCUUACCAGUCUGCGAAAAGAUGUGACAUCGGCCCUGCAACCAGUUGUUGAUCAGGUGCUUGAGAACUGCAUGCGCCUGCCUGACGUUGAUAUUGGAUUGGACCAUGCUCCAGAGUGUAUCUAUCAGAGACACAACCAUACAGGAAUGACAGCGGGUGCAGAAACCACAGUGGAUACCAUAGCAACCCGUCAUACCCAGGAUUAUUCCCUCGCCCCUAGCACCAAUGCCCCUUCUGAGCAUGGAGCCAGACUACCAGAUUACAGGGAACCACCUUUGGGGUUCUUUGAGGGGUGUCAGGGAGAUCUGGGGCAACAGCCUAUGACUCCAGGGUCCGGGGGUCACCCCACAGCAGCUGAUCUGGGGCUUGAGGGCAGUAGCUGUUUUAGAAUGACCAUAUUUCCAUGGUUAUCACUCACAGCCACAGACAGACAUGUUCUCUCCUCCACCAACAGUUCUCUCCAAAGUCGGGAGGCCUCGAUGCUUGUCAGCACGUGCGAGUUUCUAAGUGACGUUGUCUUCCAAGAUUUUCCUGCUGAAAUUUUCCUGCAGAGGCCUAAUAUUGUCAAGAACCUGCUUUCACUCCUGAGUGGACCAAUCAAAGAAGGGGGUGUGGCGAGGCUUCAGGCUGUAAGGACAUUGGCUGACUAUGUCACAUGUCUGCGUAGUAGAAUACGAUGUCACCAGGAUCCCAACUUUUACACAGCAAAACAAGACUUCAGCACCACACCAACUCCAUUCUCUACACCCUCCAGUUCUUCAUCAGCCAAUCAAAAUGGAGGAGGAGAUGGAAGACCAUCGGUGAUUGGUUGGACAGAUUCCCGCCCCCGGGGGGAUGGCCGGGAUGGAGAUACGUCUGGUUCUUCCACUGGGACAUCUCGGGCUUCCAGUGUGGGCAUAAGCCCGGAAGGCAGGAGAGGAGAACCCAUUGACCUUGAGGAUGUCCCUGCCCUUCAAUACCUGCAGUUAACCCUUCCGCAGUUCUGUACCCAGGUUCUAGAGAGAGCACUGCCACUUUUACGCUCUACUGAUCAGGUCAUCACCAUGGAAGUCCUUCACCUUCUCCACUUGACCUUGGAUAUAGUGAUAGCCAUGGUUACGCCAGGCCUAUGGCAGGAUCAGUCUAUGGCGGCUAGGGAAUGUAGUGAAAAGCUUAUUGAAAGCCUAGAUGUCAUGGCCGACCUAUUGAAAUUCCAUCACCAUAGCAACUUGAAGUCUGACCCUGAUGACACAAAUAAUGACCCUGGUGACCUUGUACAGCAGAGGCAAUGCUUGAUUGGUCUACAUGUGCUUCUGGCUAGGAUCCUUGACCCUCUUGUUCCGGUUGACAAGUGUCGAGGGGUUAUAUCAGAAAAUCUCCUUUCCAUCAUGAACACACUUGUAUAUGAUGAAGCCCUUAGCAACACACUUCCUGACCUUCAGCUUCAGUUGCUAGGUUACCUACAGUACCUUGACGACGGAAGGUACUCUGUGUAUGUUGCUACGGCAACCAUUUGCCAAUCGUUGCAGAGGACUUGCAAGUUUAUGAAUCUGGCGCAUGAAGAGGCAUCUCGACUAUCAAAGGAGACACUUUCCCUGUGUGAGGGAGCCUUUGACAGCCUACCGUACCACCGUCACAUGAAUUACAUCACAGAAACAGUUAGACUGUGCUCCGAUAUACAUGAGAAUGCUGAUGUCAGUGGUAGUCGUUCUCAGCACUAUGAAGAUCACAAGGCCCGUUACAAGAAGUUGCUGUUACAGCUUCUUGCCCAUCCAAUAGGAAAGCUGCGACUGGGCGUAUUUACUGCUGUACUACAAUGUGUUAAGACGAACCUCAGUGUGCUAAAAGCCAGCGAACCUGGCUCAACAAGCUGUGAGAAGGUCAGAUUCAUCAUCGAUGCCGACAUCUUGUAUGAGAUCGUUGUCUUUGGACUCGCUGAUAAGGAUACAAAGGUGGCCAAUGCAGCCAGUGAGCUAGUGACUCAUUUGUUAAAGAGUCAGUUACUGAUGAGCCCAGCCUUAUGGCAGUUAAUGUUGAAAGAACUUGCCAGGGCACUUCCGAUUUUGCAGUCCUAUGCAAGUGUUAACACAGUGCUGGGAACCAGAAUUCUAGCCAUGCUCGAAACCAAACCCUCCACUUCCCCAAGUGAGAUCACUCGAGGGGAGAAACUCCGGGGAACUCUGCGUUGUAUGCUGUCUACAGACCUAAAGGUACGAUCAGAGGCCCUGAAACGCUUAUCCUGGUACCUUUCCAACGAGGAAGGCGGUGUGCGUUGGUUACCCAUAUUUUCGGAGCUGAAUGUUACAGACCUUGCAAAUCUUCUGAUAGUGGUGGAUACACCACGAUCGGUAGACAAUGAUUUAGGCCGGUCUGUGUUUCAGCGAUUGUGAUUGGUUCAGGCAUGGUUUGAUUCAGUCAGUCACGAAGUUUUGGAGCGAAAACACUGCGUUGUUAGAAACCUGUUUCUACAGAGUUGUUCGCUUUUGCAUAAGGUUUUGCAGAACAUAACUUAACCAGCACCGGAAGCGUGAGAUGUGAGGGUUUUCAGUACCACAUAUUGGUGGAUGGGUUGCGGAAGGUGUAUGAGAUAUUUACAUCCCUCUCAGUUGAUCCUGGGGUGAAAAAAUCUGCCGUGGACCAACUCGCCAUUAUACUGCAAGUCUAGAACACGAGUCGAGAGAAAGAUGUGACGCCGUGCCGUACUGGUUGGCCGUGUUUAUGCAGCAGUGCAGAUUCGUGGCGCUUCUCCUGGUGAUGUCCGACUUGUUGCCGGUCUUGGCAAAUCUUUCAAUUGCCCUGCAGAUGAGGGACGCGGUAUACAAUGCAGUCGGUACGCUCGUGAUGGGUGCUAUUACAACGGUCCGUUCCAUAAAGGAGCACCCUGGGCAGAACUUCCAGCAUCUUCCACAGGCCAUUGACCAUCUCACCGAGCAGUCGUUCCGAUUUACCCGCCCAAAGCCGUGAGACGACAUUGACUUCAAGGAGCAAGUGUACGACAAGUUCAUUGACGACGUGGUUAGCAACCUUGAGCAGCGAUUUCCACACAUCCCCGUGUUGGAAGCGUUCUGUGCAUUCAACCCUACCACCCUACCGGCCGGCGACCAAGCAGAGUAAAUUGACCAUUGCACAGACAUUCUUAGAUGCUGGCGGACUGAUUUACCCGCGUUCUUCAAGAUGCCGAUGAAGCCGCCCCCAAAAUACCGAGUGCUGAAAAACACUAUCACGCAGGACACGACACUCCGCCAGGCAACUACAACAGUCCUGAUGCUGAAGGUGUCCGGACCGUUGCGGGGUGCCAUGCCUAAUCUAAGUUUAUUAGCUACUGCGAUCCUGUUUCUUCUGUCGACAACAGCCGACUGCGAAUGAGGGCUUUCGACCUUGCUAUGUGUAAAAACGGCCCGACGUACUAUGGAACAUACUACAGAAUCAAGCGUUGAACGCCAUCUUACGGAUGUCUAUGGAGGACCCCACCGUUGCCAAUUUUAUGGAGACUUGGGUUGAGCAGAUGGUGACAGAGUGGGGCAAGGACAGGCAUAGGCUCCUUGUUUAGAUUAAAAGUUCUAUAUGUUGUCUGACAUUAUGUGUGUAGUCGCGGUGCGUACCGCCGCGUCAUCAUCAUUAAUAAUGUAGCAUUCAUUUGUUCUAUUCUGUGUUUUUGUCAUUAUAUUAUUUAAUAAAUAAUCAUCACAUUUACAUUAAUAAUAAAGACAUAAAAAAGUGAAAGGAAAA